Messenger RNA from Angiostrongylus costaricensis, 754 nucleotides. The record is from the annotation of a GenBank genome assembly. NCBI's taxonomy places the organism in Eukaryota, Metazoa, Nematoda, Chromadorea, Rhabditida, Metastrongylidae.
AGUAAUGCUUUCUUCUCAGGUAGUGUUGUAGGUUAUCUGCCCGGAUAGUGGUGGCAUAGAAUCUGUGUGUUUCGUUGGGGAGCGAAUUUUCUGCACUCAUUUGAAUGGAUCCGUUACCAUUGCUGAUCCUCAUAGUGACAGUAUGAAACGACAACAGAUUUGUCCGACUACAUUGUGGUCUUCGUGCGCUAUUGAUGAUUCUCGUGCUGCUCUUGUGUCCCAUUCAGCUACCCUCUACAUAUUUGGACUCAAUGAGUUUUCCGUAUUAUCAACGCUAUCCCUUGGUGUGGAUCAAAGACUAUUCUGUGUGUGCAGCCUCAACAAUCUGGUACUGCCUUUUUUAGCUUUGUCUUUUGAAAGUGGAAUUUUGUGUGGUUUCAAGCGUUUACCAACUAUAGUAUGGAGUUGUUGCUUCUUCAACGAUAUCAUCCUAGCGAGUGGGGACUCUCGAGGAAUUGUUUCACUCUGGAAUCCUCGUAGUGGUGCUCUUGUAGGGGUUAGUUGCAUCCGUUUUGUUAAAGUACAUAAUAGUCGUAUUCAUGCUGCUGGUGUUGACCCAAGAAUAAUAAGCAUAAAACAAAUUGUAUGCCUCGCUACAAUUCGGAGUUCUCGUAUUUUUUUCUCCUAUAAAAAUAAGAACAUGGUUUGUCAUUUGCAGGCAGCCAAUGAUUUUCGCGUCGUACAAAAGCGAAAUGGACCAGCGCGAGAUGUUAGAGCUAUGGCAUGUUAUGAUGAUAAGGUUUUGUUUUUGUGA